This is a messenger RNA of Caenorhabditis sp. 36 PRJEB53466, 2047 nucleotides long. The record is from the annotation of a GenBank genome assembly. Lineage: Eukaryota; Metazoa; Nematoda; Chromadorea; Rhabditida; Rhabditidae.
AUGCCGAAAGGAGGAGCGUCGUCGUUGACGCCGGUGUAUGCUGGUCUCUGCGAAGACAUCGACAGCUUCCUGAAAGCAUUUUUGAGGACUGGGUCACGAAGGUAAUUUUCAAAAAGUUUUGAGCGGUUUUUUCCAAGGAGAGGACAAGCUUCCAGAUUUUCGGACUAUAAAAACCUUUUUGCGCAUCGAGGAGUAAUUAAUAUAUUCAACGGAAGAAGUCACAGCGCGGAAAUCAUCGAGGUUAGUUGGAAAAUAACAUGUUCGAUUAUUUAUAUGCAUUUUUUAGUUCAAUGAACGGCUUCUCGUCAGCUGUCUGCCGUACAUGGAGGAGAAUGUGUGCGAGGGCUCUCCACGGAGUCUGGAAGAACGACUCUUCGGUCUCUACUCACUCUACACGUUCUUUUAUCUUCAGUCCGUCGGCCUGGUCGUCAAAAUCCGAAUGGACCCGGAUGCAGUCCGCACUUUCACCAAAUUUGCCGAUUUUCUCCUCAAGGAGCAGAUUCUCGACGCCUACUUCUGUUGUCUGAAACUAUUGGAGUCGAACGCGUUCAAAAUUGUCGCUUUCAUAUCUACAGUCGGUGUUUUUCUCGAAUAAGUAAACAAUGAAUCGAUUUUCAGUUCGAUCCGUCAUGCUUCAAGCGUUUCGGCAUAGACAGCACGGAUGUGAAGGGCGUUCCGACGUUGACCAACGUGAAUGAUCCGCUUGGGAAUGUGAAAGCGCUGAUCGAGACGCCAACGUUCAAAAAAUUGGGACUGGUUCACAAUCUGUACAUGAAGAAGAAGGAGGAGCUCGGAGUACGGUGUGGAGGAAUCCAACUGGCGAAUGUGCAGGCGCUCGCAAGAGGUAUCGUUGAAAAGAGCACCUGGAAGGCGGACGCAAGCUACAAAGCUCAUCAGAAUUGGGAUCCAUGUCUCGCUCGUCGCAGCGGGCGUCAAUUGACUCGUGCGGAAAUCAAGGAAAAGGCCUAUGGCGCCGGAUUGCAAUUGGCCAGAGACAGACGGCAUCGUGCUUGCUCUCGUAGGCUUCCGGAUGAGUUUGCAGUGAAUGUUUGAUUGAUUUUCUUUCAGCGCUCAAAAUGAAGACAGAAGUCUUUGAGUUUAGAAAGGAAGUGGUCAAGUACACGAAGCCGGCUGUGAAAGAUGAGAACGAUCAAGUUAAAAUUGAAGAGAAGCAGGAAACUCCUUUGAAAAAGCGCAGAAAGAAGGGUAAAAACGGACCAGGACGCCCACGCAAACAGCCGCUCAAGUCUGAAAAAAAAGAAAAGAUCAAGAAACAGCGCAUUCCGUCUGCUCCGACAACGGUUAUCAUCAAACCGACCGGGCGUAAAACCAAUGUACAGCCUUUUCACAACAGAAAUGUAUUUAAAAUCCCGUUCUUUUUCAGAAUUCUGUCUCUUCGGAGCUCUUUGCAGUGGCAGAGAUCAAAAUGGAAAUAAAAAAGGAUAUUAAGCAAGAGGUGCUGUCAGUGGCGGAAAUCAAGGUGGAACCGCCGUCGGAGGAUGAUGACGAAGGAAAAGAGGUGCAAAUGGAGGUAGACGAGUGCGAUACUCCGCCAAAUUUGAAAAUGGACAGGAAAAGCGUCACUUUCCGUGAAAAUGUAUAAAGAAACGUGUGUUGAGGGCGCUACAACGCAAUAGAACUUGAACGGAAUUGAACUGUUACGAUAUAGAACUCGCAACGUUAAAAAACACCUGCGAGUUCUAUAUCGUAACAGUUCUAUUCCGUUCAAGUUCUAUUGCGUUGUAGCGCCAUUUUUUAAGAUAUAAUAUGCAAUGUUUUCAGGAUCUGGGAGAGGACAUUGUGUCGAUCUGCACAAUUUCUCCGCGAAACACGGUGAGCGAUGAAGAAAUGGAGUCGGAAGAUAACGAUUAUGUGGCGGAGCCGAAACACGAACCUCCGACUGGUAAAAAUACCCAUCGAAAGUUCUCAAAAACUUAUAUUUUUUACAGUUUCCGAGGAAGAGGAGAGCAUGUUCCAGCCGAUCGAAGACGAGGAAGAUUUCGUCGGAAACGAGCACUCGUUCUGCAUUGAUCUCGACGAAAAUUAA